AUGAAGUAUAUUAUUGAACAUAUGGAGGAAGGAUUCAGUGAAUGGGUCAUUCUAGAGUAUAGCCAAAUUUUAAGAGAUGUUGGAGCUGAAAACUUAAUUUUAUCGUCGUUACCAAAGAACACCACUGAAAAGGACAUACCUGAAAAGCUAUUAUCGCUUGGUUUGAGAUGGACAACAAGUGAUCUGAAGAACAUUGAUGAAGAUUUCAAGGAUUUGGAACCUUUGAAAGACGGAAGAGUUUGUUUAUUGGACCCAAGAGCUGCGAUUGAUUUACAACCUGAAGACGCUGCAGAAUUCGAUUAUUUCGUAUUUGGUGGUAUAUUAGGUGACCAUCCUCCAAGAGAUCGUACUAAAGAACUAAAGACUACAUAUCCUAAUCUGCUGGUGGGUAGAAGACUUGGCGACAAGCAAAUGACCACAGAUACUGCGAUAAGAACAACCCAGUUGAUUGUCAAAAACAAAACCAAGUUUGAAGAUAUCAAGUUCAUUGAUUAUCCUGAAUUUAGGUUCAAUAAAAAUGAAGCCACGGAGAUGCCGUUUAGAUAUGUUCUUGAUAAAGAAGGUAGACCAAUCCUACCAGAGGGUAUGUUAGAGUUGAUCAAGAAGGAUUCUGCUCAAAGCUUGGAUGAUCUGCUAAUGUAA
Molecule: messenger RNA, 642 nt
Organism: Saccharomyces eubayanus
Lineage: Eukaryota; Fungi; Ascomycota; Saccharomycetes; Saccharomycetales; Saccharomycetaceae
Gene: SFM1
Product: protein-arginine N-methyltransferase SFM1
Exons: 1
Coding region: 1-642 (213 amino acids)
Biological process (GO): peptidyl-arginine methylation
Molecular function (GO): protein-arginine omega-N monomethyltransferase activity
Source: RefSeq, a predicted model, not a curated record